GCCAGCAAGGCCUUCUCUGCUGGCCUAAACACAGAGCUGCCAACUUUUCAAAAAACCUUGGAGUGAGAUUUUGUCGGGUGACCAAAAUGUUGCCGCGCACGCAGCCACACACGUUGGUGGCUCAAAUAUCAGGAAAUUUGAAUUAAUUUGGCGUUGUACCCAUGUUGUACCCUGCAAUCUGGCCUGGCAAAGGUCUUUUACGAGGCAUCUUUGCUACCUUAAAGAAUUUAAAUGUGUUUUAAUAACUCUACUCUCAUUUACAAAAACAUGCCUAAUUCUAUUGCACAAAUGUCCUGUCUUUAUGUUAAAUUCUUUAGAAUACAUCUUACUUGUUCAAAGUACUGUUUGGACAUUUUUUUGAGAGGGUCCUUUUCCUAGGCCUGCAAAUAAAGAGAUAAAUGCUAUGUGGGCAGCCUUAAUAAACAAUGCUCUGAUGUGUUGAGCAUGCAGUAUACCAAGAGGUUAACACGGUGCUCUCCUGCUGCUUGUUAUGACAGCUGAGUUUACAUUCACCACACAAAAUCACACGCACAAACACAACACAUUAUUUCUUUCAAGAUUUAAAGUUUAAGAGAGCGAGUAUUUAAUUGAACCACGUCAUUAAAACAUCAUCAGAAUAUUUGAGGGUUGCGUGGCUUAUCUCCGUUACUUUGCUCCGUGGAAAAAUAUGUUCCGCCAUCCGCCACGGAAUAAUUAACCAAUUUGUCUACGUUAUACUUCUUGUGGAAAUGCCGCACACGUCGCAACAUCUAGCGCCCCGGUGUGAAUGACUUCCGCAUCCAGCAUCACGAGACCAGCAGCAGCCAAUUAGAUCCAACAGCGGAGCAGCUCAGCGCUGAUUGGCUCUCACAACGCAGCGUUCUGGUUCUGUGCUGUGACGUCGAUACUCGCUAUAAGCUAUAGUGACGUCACGGAGCUUUGAUCCAGAGUGCGUAAAUAGAGAGCAGACUCACUGUUCUGAGGUCUACUUGAGGAUCUGGGAGAGUCCUGGGGAGCAGAAUAUGGUAACCAGGAUGUGUACCCUGGAUACUCGUAGACUGGGGGGGAUAGAGCAGGCUCAAGCACUGAUGGGUGGGGGGGUGGGGGGUUCUCUGAUAUAUACACAUGUACAUACAUAAAUACAUGGUGAACUAAUCUUACAUUAGGUUGUUCAGCUGUAGUAAGACGGCAUUGAAGGCCUAGGUAGUAAAUGCACGGCCCGCCACUGUCUUUAACAGAUAGCUCUGUCGACCAAUGGGCGGCUCCGAAAAAAAAUGUUUUGAUAUCUCAGCCAAUGGGACGGGGUGGAAUUAGUAAAUGGGCGGGCGACUACGUCCCGGUGCCAAGUGGCGAUGUGAGCUCCGGCAACAGAUGGUGGCCGUGGCGGGGAGUACACCCAGCACAGAGCAGACGGGCUGGAGGCGUUAGUGGAGCCAGCAGCUAGACUCGGUUACCUAAUGAAGAACUGGAACACGGAUUAGUCACUGACUUCAUUGAGAAUUUAUUGCCCGCAGUCUUGGAUUAUUAUUUAUUUUUUUAAUCUUAAUUUCCCACAGAAGGCCGCAGAAACCUCGGGCUAGAGUUGGCUACACGCCGACACAGAGUGCGUGACGUCGGCGGGGAUUGUUUGGAAAGUCUCCUGAAAUAAAAAUAAAAAAAUAGCCAGAAUUUAGCGGUUUUGAGUCAUAACUAUUUUUAAACUUUUUAAAGUAAAUUGUGUUUACUCGAAAUCCGUAAUUAACGUAGAGGAGAAAUAAAGUUAGACACGCUAACUUAAACCGCUGCAAUGCUAGCUAGCUUCUAGCAGCACAACUCUAGCCAUGUCGGAGGAAUGAAGUGUCGACUCGGACAGCUGUCGGUCGUUACGUGAGAGGACGCGGGGUUCAGACGACAGGGCGAGCCUGCGUGGCGACUUCGUUGACGGUCAACCUACACAACGUCACGUCACCCUCGACAGGAAUGCGAUGCCGGGGAGUCGACGGACAGCGGCGAUCUAGCACGCGCAGACAGCCUCGAGCCAGUCAGAAAAAGCCGGGUGAUGUUCACGAAGCCGCAGGGAGCUGAUCUUCACUAGCUCCUCGACCCGCUGCGCUACUCGGACUUGGCCGCCCACCGCCUGCAGCUGCCCGCUCCGGGAUGGGGAGCACCGUGUCGUGCUGCGCCUCUCCGGAGUCGAGCCCCAAGCUACCGUCGAGGCAACCGGCGGAGCGGCUGGAGGAGCUCCAGACCAGCACCGAAGAGAGCGACGACAACACCGCGGUGCCCUACCUGCAGCACAUCAGCGACAGGGAGGUGCCAGACGAGCUGGCCUCGGAGUCCAACCCCUCUGACCACGCCCGGGCAGCCACCAUCUUCCUGAGCAAGUCCCAGACAGACAUCCGCGACAAGAGGAGAAGCAACCACGUGAAUCACAUCCGCCACGUGUCGCCCGGCCCGCUGUCGAAGAAGUACAGCUCCUGCUCCACGAUCUUCAUCGACGACAACACCGUCAGCCAGCCAAACCUCAAAAGCACGAUCAAAUGCGUGACGUUGGCGAUAUACUACCACAUCAAAAACAGGGACUCCGGCAGGUCGCUGGACAUCUUUGAUGAGAAGUUGCACCCCUUAUCGAAAGAGCCGCUCCCAGAGGACUACGCCGCCGUCGACCCCGAACACAAGCUGAUCUACCGCUUCGUCCAGACGCUCUUCAGCGCCGCGCAGCUCACCGCCGAGUGUGCCAUCGUCACUCUCGUGUACUUGGAGCGCCUGCUGACCUACGCCGAGCUGGACAUCUGCCCCGCCAACUGGAAGCGCAUCGUCUUGGGGGCCAUCUUGUUGGCGUCCAAAGUGUGGGAUGACCAGGCCGUGUGGAACGUCGACUACUGCCAGAUCCUGAAAGACAUCACCGUGGAGGACAUGAACGAGAUGGAGCGCCAGUUCCUGGAGCUGCUCCAGUUCAACGUCAACGUUCCCGCCAGCGUCUACGCCAAGUACUACUUCGACCUGCGGCAGCUGGCCGACGACAACGAGCUCAACUUCCCCCUGGAGCCGCUCGGCAACCAGCGCGCCCAGAAGCUCGAGGCCAUUUCUAGACUCUGCGAAGACAAGUACAAGUACCUGAGUCGGGCGGCGAUGAGGCGAUCCAUCAGCGCCGACAACCUGAUCGGGAUACGGCGCUCCAACGCCGUGCUGUCCUAGGCCAGACCGCCGCCCCUGAAGCUCCUCCCACAGCCAUCUCGCGGGUUUCCACACCACCGCGUGCCGGCGGACAGCGGCGCCAUCGGAAGCUCCGCCACACAAGUUUUUCUAUUUUCUUCCUCUACAAAUCACGUAUUUAUUUCUUACUUGUCUCUUAUUUCCCGGAGCGAGUGGCCGUCUCCUUGGAGUCUAGUCCUUGUAUUUUCAGAAAUAUGUAAUCCCCGUGCAGCCCGGCGUUAUUCUAUAUCGUCGGCGUCGUCGACAGCUCCCACGAGACGACCGAAACCAACGGCGCGAGUCUGUGCUUUACGACGGAAAGAGACUCAUCUGCUACCUUUUAAAAAAAAAUAUGGAUGUCUGAUCAAGUGCUGAUGGUAAAUGUAGCGGGCGAGUUCUGAUGAAGACGAACUCCCAAAUUGUCAGCGAAGAAAAUAUCCUUCCACCUAAAUACAAAAACAAAAACAAAACCACCUCCUGAAUUCAAAGUUUCUUUUCACGACGAAUACACAUGUGCUUCUAGUGAGGAUCAGCCCAAAGUACAGUCUACUACUACUACUACUAGUACUACUACUAUUAGUACUACUACAGCUACUACUACUAGUACUACUACUAUUACUAGUACUACUAGGAGUACUCCAAAGGCCUCGGGUUCACAGACGAGUCACUUCAAUGUUGGUUUUGGUCUCUUUCGUGUGAUUUGUUGGCCAUUAGAAAAAAUCGAAAUCUGCAUCUUUAAAAAAAGGAUGAUCAAAUCAAAAUGCAAAAGCUGCUCCUUUUUGUGAUUUGGAGUUCCCUUUUUAAGAGUGUAAAACAACUAAAACGAAAGGAACGCGUGUUGACCGUUGAUCCCGUGUUGGAUGGAGCUCAUCUUCAUCUUCACCUUCAUCUUCAUCUUCCACGGGAGUUGGCGAAACCCGUCGGGGGUCGGUUUCUCGACGUGGCAGCUGGGCCGGCGUUGGAACAGGAAGUAGCUCCGCCCUCGGUGUUGUGCACAAUAACACAACUCAGAGUCCCCCCCCCCCCCCCCCCGAGCCUCAAAGAACCCGUUUACCGAUCCGGUGCCCCCACCCCGCCCGACCAGAGCUUUCAAAACAAACGACAUAGAUACCGAGGGGGGAUGGGGGGAUGAAAGAGAGAGGCGGGUGGAGACUCUCCCUCCUUGUUGCUUACUGUGUAGGCUCCUUAGCUGUGAAAUGUCUUGUUUUUAAUUGAAUUUAAAAAAGUAUUUAAAAUAAACUCUAAUCAUGUAUAACAAAGGU
This is a messenger RNA of Pseudoliparis swirei, 4415 nucleotides long. It is a transcript of the gene ccnyl1, whose product is annotated as cyclin Y-like 1. NCBI's taxonomy places the organism in Eukaryota, Metazoa, Chordata, Actinopteri, Perciformes, Liparidae. Gene Ontology annotation, molecular function: cyclin-dependent protein serine/threonine kinase activator activity; protein kinase binding. The transcript has 10 exons. The record is from RefSeq and is a predicted model, not a curated record. Gene Ontology annotation, biological process: regulation of canonical Wnt signaling pathway; regulation of cyclin-dependent protein serine/threonine kinase activity. Bases 2116 to 3156 code for a protein of 346 amino acids. Gene Ontology annotation, cellular component: plasma membrane.